CCCCCGCCAGCCGAUUCAAAACUCCACAUAACAACAAUGGGCGGAGAAAAGAGAAAGAGACAAGAAGACGGCAGCAAUGGCCCUUCAAAGAAGAAGACGGCAGCCCUUCCUUCGGGCACGGUGAAAGUGGAACAUGUCAAAAAUGACGAGAAUGAGCUGGGUCCCAUACUCGCCGCGACUCCAGGCUUAUCCAUUCCCUCGCAUAUAUCCUUCAAGACAUACAAGAAAACAAAGGUCCUUCCUACCGGCGCAACAACCGAAGUUAUUCUACAAUCAUCCGAACACCCGCGCCUAGAUUACCUCGCAAAGGAAGAAAAGGACGGAAGCUCGGCCAGCCAGCUAAAGGAUUAUGUCGGCGUCUACGAUCCUGCAACAGGAAAGCUUCAGCUUAUGCCUGUUCGCAGACUGACAGUGCGCAGCUCCUUGCGCAGUGAAACGGAAGAGCUGCGAAAUCAACAAGCCAAGGAAGAAGCAGCCAAAGCUUCAAUGACAGCACAGAGGCAUGCGCUUGCUGCCGAGUUCGGGUCUAAGAAGUCACGAAAGGCCAUUGAAGAUAUGACGCAGAAUGCGAUCCGGGAUCCCAACGCCCCCAACAACGACAGUGUCGCAAACAAUGUCCUACAGAACAUCUCAAGCGCUACUUCAGCCAUGCCUACGCGAGAAGAUCUUGCAGCGGCAGUUGACAGCUCUAAACCACGCCCCAUCGCGAACAUCGCUGCUGAAUACCCCGAGGACGUAUAUACUAUCGAUGUCGUGGUCGGCAAGGAUCUUAUGUCGGCCAUACCUGUCAAAGACUGGAUCGACGCUUCGGAAGCUGGGACUGGUGUUCAAGUCACCAGUAGAUACGUUGCGAAACGCAUUCUCAAACUGGUCAAAAAUAAACAGAUUGAGAAGCUCAAGAUGCUGCGCUUCAUCUUACUUUGCAUAAAAUUCAACGAGUCACUGAGCUCAAAAGGAAGGGGUCCUAAAAGGGUACCACCCAAGGACAAGCUAGCGACACUCAUGGGAGACGAUGUGGAUGAGGCAGUGAUCAACGGUAUUCGAAGGAAGUUCGCAUCAGAGAAUAAUGAAAUGACUCGUUGGCAUAUCGACAACUUAAUUACGCACAUUUGCGCAGCAGCCCUUCUGGUGGAUGGCUUCGAAGUUGAUGUGAACGAUCUCCGCAACGACCUCCGGCUUGAAAACAAAGAGGUUCGACAAUACUUCGCCGAAUUGGGCUGCAGAGUCGCCGCACCCACAGAAACCGACCGCACUAAGUUGAAGCUGACCAAAGCUGAAAGCCUUAACCAUUUCGUUGCCAGACUGAAGCUCCCGCUCGUGUUCCCCAAAAUCAAGACUGGACCAUCAAAAAAACGGUAA
Periconia digitata is the source of this 1359-nucleotide messenger RNA. The record is from the annotation of a GenBank genome assembly. NCBI's taxonomy places the organism in Eukaryota, Fungi, Ascomycota, Dothideomycetes, Pleosporales, Periconiaceae.